GGGAAUUGGAGAGGUCCCUCGUUCCGAGUAUAAGUGAUAAGCAUUUCCGACACAACAAUCAGCGACGACCAGGUAUAACAAUUAGCAUUAACCGACAAGACAUAUCAAAUAGUAUGUCUGAAGUUUUGUGUAAUUUCAUGACGUGCUCUUAUCUGGUAAAUAAUCAUAUGACUUGUGUGAUAGGUUUAUGUUGUCGACGGUAAAUUUGAUUGACAUUACCGUGAACUAAUCUGUAAAAUAUUAUACAACACCAGUUUUGUUUACUUGGCAGUUUCACUUUGCAUUAGCUAUACUUCAAAGUAAUAUUAAGAUUUAACAUCAGUCGUAUGACCCCCGAGCUUGGAUAAAAUCAGAGAUAACCACAAUUCCUAAUAAACGUGUAUUCUUGAAUUUACGAUUAUUAAACGACAGUUUUACUAAAUUAAUGACAAAUUGGGUGGAGAAAGCUACAAUAAAUGUUCAGCUAAGUUAUAUGCCCUAUUUCACAACCAACUGAUCGUUAUGACCUAAAAUAAGAAUACAUUUCCUAAUUCCACUUCAUCCACAUUCACUUGCCAAUUUGGCUUCUAUGGAACUAGUUGCAUCAAGCAUACAAUUAAGCAUGUAUGUCACUGAAUAUCAUCUCAUCUGGUUAGAAAGGGAUACUAGUUAAGGUCAGUUGAAUGUUUUAGACUGGUCCAUCUAACUGUUAUAUGGGUCAUCAAGUGAGUACAAAUAAUACAUUUCGAAUAAUCCACUGGAUAAUUUCGUUUUAUCCAGUCGAAUGUGGGAAUCAACACCUAAACGUUCUCAUUUGACUAUAUUUAUUCUUACAGUAAUUUAGUGUCUAGUGAAAUGUCUGUUCAUUUUAUAUAACGAACUAAGUGGGAAAAAACACCUUAUUUAAGAUGUUUGUUUAAAUCUUUGCGAAAUACAUUAUUUCGCGAAACUUUGAAUAGAAUCAACCAAAAUGGGAAUUUUCUAAACCAUCAUUUUGAACUUUUUAAACUGCUUAUCUAAAGUUAAAUUCAAGAUAGUAAGACCUCCUAUCCUUAGUAUAGUUGGUCGUUACAAAUAUUUCACUAUUGUAUUUCACACCGAUAUUCCUAUAAAAUACAUCUUACUACUACAUUCACCUAGCUGUCAUAUACUUACAGAUUACCAUGCAACUAGUUUGGACUACUUAACAGACACGUUGACGCACUACCCACAACAGUAUUAUUACGAAUUAUUCAUCCUACUGAAUAUAUGUUAUGGAUGCUAGAUCCCCAGAAAUCACUUGAUAAACGUCGUAUUUUUGUAAUUUCAAAUUUCUUAUUUUUGCGCCAAAAGCGCUCAUUUUUAUCUUCAGAUUGUAUUUCCCAUUUUAAAGGAUCCUAAAUGCCGUUGGUUCGUCCCCUAUUUUAAUGUGCUAUUUUGUGACAUUCCCCAAGGACAUUUUUAUGCUGUAUUUAUGCGCUUGAGCUGUGUGCUUGUUGUUCAUAUUUCUGGCUGCUUGUUGAAUAUACCUUUCCUUCAUCGGAACCGGGUAUUUGGGUUAGUGGGGCUGGGACACAUCGGAAUAGUUAAGCUUGUCUUGUCGUUGUGUCUCUAAUCCUUCGUUCCGUUCGCCGAUUUAGGUGAUCUUGUAAUCUCUCCAAACAUAGCAAUAUACUAAUGGCAAAAAAUGAAUGAACAAUGAAGAUUGUCUUCCUCACUGUUAAUGUGAUGUCGCAAGGAAAUACGGAUAGAUAUUUGAAGAGCAAUCAUUAAAAAGCUAAGUUUGAUGCUGUCAUUAUUUUAACACUUUCGUUAUUGAUAUGGUUAAUCUCCUGUCUUGCUAUACUGAUGUGGUGUGGUGAAUUCGAAUUAUUAAACGUUUGUGUCAGAUCUUAUACCGAUCAUGACUAUCUGAAAUUUGUAUCUUUGCACAUAGUGUUUAAAUCUAGAAGUAACAACCGGUCAUGAUUAAAUUAUUAAACAAUUUACCAUGUCUUUGAUAUCCACACAAAUAAUUGAUCUGUAACCAAUAAAGUGUGAUAAUUUACGAUCGUAAACAUUUAGCCUCUUGUAGUUAUUUCACUAAUACUCUUGUUAUUUUCAUUAACGUUUUUUUUAAACAAUUAGGUUGAUAAGUGUUGUAAACAUUUAGAAUUUAUAUAUAAGAAAUAUGAAGAACGCUUGGAACACAUGAAUGCGUUGCAAAGUAUACUAGAAGGUGCAGAAAUUUAUUAUAAUGUACAAUUGAAAGAAGUUGCUGUCGUUGUGAAUGCCUAUGGUACGUACGGAAAACGUGUUACAAAGACACUUUCUCAACUGCAUGAUUUAAUCCAUAUGGAUCAUACUUCAUCAUCGUCAUCACCAUCUAGAACUACUACUACUACGUGUCAACCUGAUCAUAAUAAACAGUCAACAAAAUACAACAGAGAGAACUGUUUAAAUGAAUCAUUUUAUGCAGGUGAUGAAUAUUAUGAAGAUUUAAAUGAUGGAUUUACUCAUCACGAUGACGACGAUGAUAAUGAUGGUGUUGGCGUCGACUUGGAAUACCAUGAAGAUAUCGAUGUUAAUAAAGAAGACGGUAGUAUCAACAAUAAUGACAAAACUGAAAAAUUGAACACAAAACUGUUAAAUAAAAAAGAUAUCGAAUAUUCUUCUGACAUCAUUAAUAAUCAAUCACCGAUUGAUAUAUCCUCAAAAGUAAUCACAGAUAGUUUAACUAAUCGAAUCAAUAAUCAAUCAUCAAAUAUUUUCAAUUUACUUGUUAAAUCAAAUAAUUCUACUACAAUUGGUAAAGAAUGUGAUUCCAAGUCAUCAAUGAAUCAGUCCCAAACAUUUCAAUCAAUGUGUAAGCCAACACCAUUUGGUUUUCCUAUUUUUCAACCAGUUUGUGAUGCUUCCGGUGAUGUAGAUUAUCGAGUAUUAUUAAAUCCAACAUUACCUAAUUUAGUUAAAACUAAUGAUGAUAAUAAUUCCAGACCGGAAAUGAUCCCAACUUCAAAAUUACAAGAUCCAAUAGUUACCAAUCCUUCAGAAGUUAACCCUAUUAACUCUUUAUCCAGUAUGCCUAAAAUGAAUCCUCAUGACACUUCCGUUGUUGUUAAUGCCAACAAUUAUUCGCAUAAAUUUAAAAGUUUACAUAAAACUGUUUAUUCAACUUGUACCAGUUCAAAUACUCAGAAUAAUAAAGAUACUGUCAGUGAUUAUCAUCAUCAACAACAACAUGGUCAUGAUAAGACGAUAAAUAAAACAAGUCAUACCGCUGUUGAUGAUGAAGAAGAUAAUAUGGAAGUAUCAGAUGGCGAAGAACCUUCUGAUAUAACAAAUCAAAGUAUACUGGAUAAAAAAGUAAAUCCAAAUGAUCAGUCUGAUGUAUGCUCACAACAAGAUAAAGAUUGGCGUAUAUUUACUGAAGUGAAAUGUAAUGUAAUGAAACCAAUAAACUGCCUAACUGGAACAGCAUCUGAUAAUAAUCCUACAACUCCUACUAUUUCGCCCAACAAUCCAGUAUUACGUUUGACUGUGCCAUCUGAAUCUUUUAUGCAACCAACUCCACCACGACCGCCUACGUCUGUACGUAUUCCUCCUCCUCCGGCGCCUCCACCAUUUGUUGUUGGGGGAUUAGAUAGUCAACAUUCUUUCAGUCCACCACCUCCUCUUCCUUCAACAUUGAAUGAAUUAGCUUAUCAGCAGCACCAUAUAGUACUUGUGGCCAAAUCCGACUCAUUCAUUCCACAACCUCCAGCACCACCACCAAUGUUAUUGAAUUUGAAACAGAUCAAUACGACUAUUACUAGUAGUGCUAGUAGCAACAGUAGUAGUGAAUUGACAAAAUCUUCUGAACAAUCAUCUGUCAAUUCUUGUGAAAUUAUCCAGUCGGAAAAAUUAUCCGCUAUUGAUAUAUUAAAAAAUCUAUGUCAAUCAUCAUCUUUACAAUCGUCAAAAUCAUCUUCCUCCUCAUCGUCGUCGUCAUCAUCAUCGUCAUCAUUCAAUUUUUCUUCUAAUGUUAUGACAACAUCAAUUUCUUCAUUUAUUUCUCCUUUUUCAUCUAUACCACUGUCAAUAUCCACAUCAUCAUCAUCAUUAUCUACUAAGAAUGAUAUUACUUCUUCAUUGUCUAAUAGUAAUAUCCCAUUAUUAUCACCUAAUAAUGUUCAACAAGAUAUAAUAAUGAAUUCAUUAAAUUCUAUUAAAAAUCUACCCAUUUCAACUUCUUCUUCAUCAUCAUCAUCUUAUGAGACAAAUAUUCAUCAGAAUGUAAAUAAGAAAAUGAUAGAAGAUCCAUUUGCUGUUAUUUCUCGUUUAACUGGACUAUCAAAUUUAAUGAAAAACAUCCCAGCACAAUCGAAUCCUAUUACACUGUCAGUUACUUCCCCUGUUCCAUCCAGUAACCCUGUUCUGGAAUCUUUUCAUGAUACAAUUAUUUCUACUGGUACUACUAUCACAACAACAACAACCACUGCUGCCACUGAUUUAUGUUGGAAAACUAACCACCUAAUGAAUGAUCCAUUGUUAUUGUCAUCUACCAAUAAUGAUUUUAAAUCAAUAGAUUGCGUUCAAGAAGCAAUAACGACCAAUGCAACAAUAACAACAACAACAACGAAUGUUUCCAAUAAUUCAUAUAUUCCAUGUGUCAAACGAUCCAGAUUUUCGGAUGCUAUCAAUAUUGAAGAUAACAGUAAAACAACUGUUCCAUCAUCAACCACCAAUGCAUUAUCCACUACUAAUGUGACUAUUUUAUCUUGUACUACCCCUACAACGACAACGACUAUCUCAUCAUCGUCUACCAGUUCUGAUCUACUACGUUGUUCGAUCGAUAAAAAAUCAUCAUCAUCAUCAUCAUCUGUUUCUAAAACUUCAAUAAAUAAUGACAAUGAAGAACAAUCGAAAUUCUCUGAUCUUGAUAAAAUUAACUCGAUGAAUAGUAGUAAUGAUAGUGAUAGUUCUCUAGGCGGUGGUGAUACACCUACUUUAGAUGAAAGACAAGAUGAUUUAUUAUCGGGUAAUAAUGAUAAAGAUCAAUCUCUGAUAUCAUUUCAUCCGUUUGGUACGCCAGCAUCAAGUUUAGCGGAUUUUUUAAUUCCCAAUUCAUGUCAUGGAACGGAUCCAAAAUCUUUUCUGUCAAAUAUUCCUCAUAGUAUCGUUUCACAGACUUCAAUUACUCCUUCUCCUAUUCCAUCAUUAACAUCUGGAUAUAGAUUACCAUUUUGUAAUCUUUCAAAUUCUAUGAACAAUACUACUUCAAUUCCUGUUGUCAAUUCAAUGAAUAUACCUUCAACACAAUUAUCAAUGAUUCAACCAACUGUACUAACAGCGAAUAAUAAUCCUAAUUUGCCUAUAACGAAUUCACAGGUAGCUCCUGGACUAACUCAUUCAAAUAUGAUGUUUUAUGAUCCAAUAACAAGAAUGCCUAUUACUCCUAGAUCAUUAGUACCUGGACCUUUUAUGAUCUCACCUCAGCAAACACGUUCAAUAGCAACAGUUCCAGCACAGAAUAAUUUACAAUUACCAACUACACUAUUUCGUGGACAGAAUUGGUCACAAUCGUUAGUCAAUCAAACAACAUCGUUACAACGUCCUCCAUGUAAUGAUUUUUGGGCACUGAUGAGUACAGUUCCCCCACCUCCUCCUCCUCCACCUCCACCACCACCACAACAACAACCAUCAACUUUAUCCCAACCGUCUACACUUUCACCAUUUAAUCCAACUCAAAUACGUCAACCAUUAAUUGGAGGAAUGUUGCUUAAUCCAAAUGCAUGGAUGUUCUCUUCAACUAAUCGAGAUCAAAAAAAAUAAUAGGAAUUACAUCGGAUAGUACUUCCCAUCUUCAUUCUGUUGUUUAUAUAUAUUUAUAUCUUCUUUGGAUUAUCCAUUCAAAAAAUAUAAAAUACAUUAUACUUUACGUAUCAUUAUUUUCAAUGCUGUACAGGAAAACAAUUCAUAUUGAGAAUCAGAUUCUAAACAAAAUAAUUUACAUCAUUAACUACUACUACCACUACUACUACCAUAGUCUCAAUAAUUCCUAAUUAUGAUUGACCAUAACUAACAAAUGUAUAUUUUGAUGAUUGUGUUCUUUUUCUUUUUCUUAACCAAAAACAAAUUAUCUAAUCUUAGUUUUAAAAUAAUACAUGUAUAUGAGAUGAAUAGGGGUAUGUAUUUGUGUGUCUGUCUGUCUGUUUGUAUCCAUGUGAGAUAAUCAAUUUCACUUGGAAUUUUAAAUAGUUUCCUACUUAAAAGUCCACUUUUUUUUAAAAAAACAAAAAGAGGCAAACAAUAUAUAUGAAUGAAUAUAAAUAUAUGUGUGUGUUUAUGAUUGAACACUUUCACAUGUUUUUUAUUUUCUCCUUGUACAUUGUCAAAGCUUUUAAAAUGUAUUUUAUAUGAUGUGA
Messenger RNA from Schistosoma curassoni, 6344 nucleotides. Lineage: Eukaryota; Metazoa; Platyhelminthes; Trematoda; Strigeidida; Schistosomatidae. The record is from the annotation of a GenBank genome assembly.